Molecule: messenger RNA, 3849 nt
Organism: Cantharellus anzutake
Lineage: Eukaryota; Fungi; Basidiomycota; Agaricomycetes; Cantharellales; Hydnaceae
Exons: 5
Coding region: 1-3849 (1282 amino acids)
Molecular function (GO): protein binding
Source: RefSeq, a predicted model, not a curated record
AUGUCGUUACGGCAAAAGGCUGAAACUCUCAGGCAAACGAUUGAUAAUCUCCUCGUGGUAGGAGUUGACAUGGCGGUUCCAAUUCUCAGGGUCGUCAAUGCUACCGCUGAUUGGUGUCCCCCUCUAAAGAUGGCGACUGGCGGUGCACUCUCCAUCCUCGAAGAGGUUAAAAACUUCAAGGGAAACAAGAAGCAAUGGGCUGAUUUUGGUCAAUACGUAGCUGGUACUACGGCCAAAGUAGUAUCUGUCAUAAAGUCAUAUGAUGUAUCAGCGAAAGGGGCAACGUCAUGGGUGGAGGGUGUCACAGAACUUGGGAGCGCACUACAGGAGAUCCAGUCCAAAAUUGAACGAAAACUUACAAAAGUAGCGGAACGGUCAGCUGUAAGGAAUGUAUGGUCUCACUACCGAGACCCUGGAAGAAUUGAGGGCCUGAAGCGGGAUUUUGACAAAGCUUUGGCAUCGUUUCAGUUUAGGACGAAUUUAACAAUUGGUGUCAAAUUAUCGACUAUAGAGGAAAGCUUAGACCGUCUGGAGGGUGCGAUUGGCGUUCAAGUAUCGACCAUAGAGGACAGCCUAGACCAUUUGGAGGGUGCGAUUGACGUCAAAUUAUCGGCCAUGGAGGACAGCUUAGGCCGUCUGGAGAGUGAUCCAAUCCUCGAUAGUCUCCGAUAUCCUCAAAUUGUCCACCAUGAUUCAACAGAGGCGUGCCUAGAAGGCACCAGGGUCGAUCUCACCGAGCGUAUUAUGGACUGGUGUUAUAACACUGGGAAUAACGAGAACCGGCUGAUGCUACUGACCUCUGUCGCUGGCGCUGGCAAGACUUCGAUUGUGCACACAAUUGCUGACAGAUGUAAUAGGGAGGCUACCCUAUUGCUAUGCUUUUUCUUCAAAACAGGCGAACAGCCACGGCCCGACUGUUUAUUCAGCGGCAUCGCUCAAGCUCUAGCAAGCCGUGACGCAGAUUACCGUGCCUUCAUUAUCUCUGCCCUUCGAAAAGACCCCACCCUCUCAACAGCUCCAUUCACGAUGCAAUUCAAGGAAUUGGUGGCUUCACCCCUCCUCCAAAUGCCUCGGCGUCCCAGCCAUCCUAUGGUGGUCAUUAUCGAUGCUUUAGACGAAUGUGACGAAGAAGCGUAUCACCCCCUUACUAAGAUUCUCUGCGAGGAAGUACCCAAGUUACCGUCUUCCAUAAAGUUUUUCGUUACUUCGAGACAUGUUGAUCUUGUUAAUCGCUCCCUCUCGUACCAUUUUCCUAUCGAUCACCUCACCAUUGAUCUCCUGGAUGACACAAAUAUGCAUGACUGUGCUGCAUACAUCCGUUUCCAGCUACAAGAGCUUAAGAAAUGGCAUCCUGAUUUAGCGCAUAAACUCCAGGACGAGGAUAGUACAGUGCAGGAGAUCUCGGAACGAGCGGGAGGCUUGUUUAUUUGGAUCAGCACCAUCUUUCGCUACAUGAAGAAGCCUAGGAAGAAUCCUACGAGAACACUGGAGAACCUGCUCGACACCGGUGCCAAACGAUCAAAGGUGCCCACUAAGAAGGUGAUGGAUGACCUGUAUACGAGGAUUUUGAAGAAGUUUGAUUGGGAGGAUGAAGAUUUUGCGCAUGACUACCCGAUUGUGAUGGGAGCGAUCUUCGUUGCUCAGCAGCCCUUGUCCGUCACGGCCUGGGAUGCCAUUUUGUCACCUUUCCUCAAGUCUUCCGAGUCUGUCCGACAUGUGUUGGCUGAACUUUCGCCUCUCCUCUCAGGAGUUGAGGAUCAUUACAUUCCGGUUCGCAUCUUACACCAAUCUUUCCGCGAUUUUAUUGUCAAUCCCCAAACAAUCAGCUCUCAUUUCACUCCCAUAGCAGUGGGGGUGGAGAAUGCCAGGAUUGCCGUGCGAUGUACCGAGAUUUUGAAUGAGGGUCUCUGCCAUGUAAAGGGCUUGGGGAGGAUUGACAACUUGUCCGAAAAAGAUGAAAUGCCGCGCAUUCCUCCAAAGGAGUUAUCGGAGCACUUUCGUUAUGCAUGUCGCCACAUCAUCCAUCACCUCAGUGGAGUCCAGGAAUGGUCUGAGGGGCUUGCUGGACCAGUUAGUAUGUUUCUGAGUCAGGAAGUAACUCGGUGGGUGGAAGUUUGUGUGAGAAUGGAAAGCUACGUUAGUAUCUCGUCACUCCCUGAGUGGGCUAAGUUGGCUGUUGACCACAGGGCUGUUAGCACACUGGCUAAUGUGCUUACCCAGCUUCCAUGGAACCUGGAAUUUUUUUCAAGAUUCCAGGAGGCAUAUGAGGCAGCAAACGAUUCUGUUGUACUCUGCCGUUACCUUUUUUCUGUGGACUCAAGUUCCUACACCCCGCAUUUAGCCGGGUCACUCAACAGUCUAUAUGUCACCCUUUACAAACUCGGACGGCACUCGGAGGCACUCCUAUUCAUCGAAGACAGUGUCAAAUUCUACCAUCAGCUAGUUGCUGUUAACCCAGAAUCAUAUACCCCGGAUUUGGCCAGCUCACUCAACAAUCUAUGUAACGCUCUUUCCAAUCUCGGACAGCACUCGGAGGCACUCCCAUUCAUUGAAGAAUGUGUCAAACUCUACCGCCAGCUAGUUGCCGUUAACCCGGGAUCAUAUACUCCGGAUUUGGCCAUGUCACUCAACAAUCUAGGUAUUGCUCUUUCCGAUCUCGGACGGCACUCGGAGGCACUCCCAUUCAUCGAAGAAAGCGUCAAACUCCGGCGCCAGCUGGUUGCCAUUGACCCAGCAUCAUACACCCCAUAUUUGGCCAGCUCACUCAGCAGCCUACGUAAGGCUCUUUCCGAUCUCGGACGGCACUCAGAGGCGCUCCCAUUCAUCGAAGAAAGUGUCAAACUUCGACGCCAGCUGGUUGCUGUUAAUCCAGGAUCAUACACCCCGGAUUUGGCUAGGUCACUCAACAAUUUACGUAAUGCUCUUUCAGAUCUUGGACGGCACUCAGAGGCGCUCCCAUUCAUCGAAGAAAGCGUCAAACUCUACCGCCAGCUAGUUACUGUUAACCCAGGAUCAUACACCCCGGGUUUGGCCAUGUCACUCAACAAUCUAGGUAUUGCUCUUUCAGAUCUUGGUCGGCACUCAGAGGCGCUCCCAAUCAUCGAAGAAUGUGUCAAACUCUACCGCCAACUAGUUGCUGUUAACCCAGGAGCAUACACCCCGGAUUUGGCCAGCUCACUCAGCAGUCUACGUAAUGCCUUCUCCAAUCUCGGACGGCACUCGGAGGCGCUCCCAUUCAUCGAAGAAAGUGUCAAACUCCGACGCCAGCUGGUUGCUGUUAACCCAGGAUCAUACACCCCGGACCUGGCCAGGUCACUCAACAAUCUACGUAAUGCUCUUUCGGAUCUCGGACGGCACUCAGAGGCACUCCCAUUCAUCGAAGAAAGUGUCAAACUCUACCGUCAGCUAGUUGCCGUUAACCCAGGAUCAUACACCUCGGGUUUGGCCGCAUCACUCAACAAUCUACACAAUGCUCUUUCCAAUCUCGGACGGCACUUGGAGGCGCCAUUCAUCGAUGAAAGCGUCAAACUCUACCGCCAGCUAGUUGUCAUUAACCCAGGAUCAUACACUCCGGAUUUGGCCAUGUCUCUCAAUAAUUUAAGUAUUGCUCUUUCGGAUCUCGGACGGCACUUGGAGGCGCUCCCAUUCAUCGAAGAAUGUGUCAAACUCUACCGCCAGCUAGUUGCUGUUAACCCAGGAGCAUACACCCCAAAAUUGGCCAAUUCCCUCCAGAAUUUACGUAAAGCUCUUUCGAAUCUAAGACGUCACUCCGAGGCACAAACAGUCCUCAUUGAGAUCUUCGGCAUGACAUUGGCUACUUCACUACCUGCACAUGGCAGGCAAGCCUGA